CCUGCCUCUGUCCUAUUUGAUCCGGGUGUGUAUCCGAUCCUCCAAUGCCGAUAUAUAAAUGCACAAUCCCGGAGUUGGGGGUCAUAUCCUCAUCCUCUUCAUUCUGUGCUUUGGACACCAAUACAGAAGCUUAAAAGAACAUCAGAUCGACAUGGCAGCACCUUUGAAGAAUAUCAUUGUGGUGGGAGGGUCCUAUGUGGGAAGAGCCACUGCUCAGGAACUCGCACGAGUUGUUCCAGAAACACAUCGGGUCCUCCUGAUUGAACCACAUAGCCAUUUUCACCAUCUCUUUGCUUUUCCACGUUUUGCCAUUGUACCCGGUCAUGAACAUAAAGCUUUCAUCCCGUACACCGGAAUCUUCUCCUCUGUUUCCGGUCCAUCCACACAUGCAGUGGUCCAAGCGAGAGUACUUUCGGUAAACCCACGAUUUGUGACAUUGGACCGCCACAAUUGCCACUGGGACUCGGCUCGCUCAGCCGGCGGCAUGAAAAAUGAUGACAAGGUGUCCUCCGUCGAGUACUUGCGAAACCACCAGGCCGAUAUCAAGCGGGCCAAGUCGAUCCUGAUUGUCGGUGGAGGUGCUGUUGGGGUGCAGAUGGCGACGGACCUCAAGGAGUACUAUCCUGAUAAAGACGUCACUCUUGUACAGUCUCGGACACGAGUCAUGCCUCUAUUCCAUGAGCAGUUGCAUGAGCUGAUCAAAAAGCGACUCGACGAGCUAGGGGUCCGGCUUAUUGUCAGCGCUCGCGCGACCGUACCUUCAGAAGGAGUCCCUACCGAUGGAAAGCCAUUUGAUGUGCAGUUGACCAACGGCAGCAAGGUUUCGACGGAAUUCGUCAUUCUCGCAACGGGCCAACGGCCUAAUAAUGACCUUUUGACUAGUUUGACCCCUUCGAGAUCUGGAUCGUUGAUCAAUCUGGAUAAUGGGUUUAUUCGAGUUCGGCCUACUUUGCAACUACAAGAUGAACGCUUUCCGAACAUUUUUGCCGUGGGUGACAUUGCCGACACUGGUGCGCAAAAGGCCGCUCGACCAGGAUCCGUGCAGGCCGGCGUGGUCGCCAGGAAUAUCCAAGCGUUGAUUGAAGGACGGAGGGCGGAGGAAGAGUAUGCACCAUCGCCUGCAGCCAUACACCUCACCCUUGGCAUGAAAUCGAAUGUCAUAUUCCGCAAUCCGAACACGGCAGAAGGACAGACUGAACCCUGGAUAAACGAGAAGACCGAUGGCCGAGAGGAUAUGGGAGUAGAAGGCUGGUGGGAGAGGUUGGGAGUUCUGGUUGAGAACACUCGCUCGUACCAUCUGUAGUAGUUAAGCCAUAUGAUGAUACCCGAUAGACAUUUCGUUUGUACGGUCUUUGAUUGACCUCUGUCCCCAGAAGUUGCCAUGCCCAAUAACUUUUGUCUAAUAACGUGCCCUCUACAUAUACAGAGGAUGACAUAUAUUUGAGAAAAUCAAGUUCCAACUCACCCAGCUGGCCAUCUUCGGCCUGCUGGAAUACGGC
Molecule: messenger RNA, 1499 nt
Organism: Aspergillus novofumigatus IBT 16806
Lineage: Eukaryota; Fungi; Ascomycota; Eurotiomycetes; Eurotiales; Aspergillaceae
Product: NAD(P)/FAD-dependent oxidoreductase
Exons: 8
Coding region: 152-1303 (383 amino acids)
Cellular component (GO): cytoplasm
Molecular function (GO): flavin adenine dinucleotide binding; electron-transferring-flavoprotein dehydrogenase activity
Source: RefSeq, a predicted model, not a curated record